GAGCGAGGCGUAUUUGUCGCAAUGCCUCGCCCAGCCGGAUCAGCCAGCAGCCAGGCGUUGACUCCUCUCGCGGUCCUCGUCGGAAACCAACAAGGGGGAGAGCUUCAUCUAAUAUUCAUGCGGGAUCUCUCUGGCUGCAGCCUGGCAGCCUUCAGGGGUGGUUCCAGGUUCAAACCAAAUUACCCAUCCUACAGGUGUUCGUGGAAAUGUCACCAAGCCUUGGUUCAGAAUGGAAAUGUCACACAGCAAGGAUCACGGGCUAAAUAAAAGGACUCCCUGUACAUGCGGAAUCGGUAAAAUCUCCAUCCAACAUUUAACAGGCUUAAAGACACGGUCUCUCAAGUCUCAAUUGCAUUGCCGCCUUGCAUUUAAGAAAAUCAUGUAGCUGGACCAUCACUUCUGAUGAGUCAGGAAGGAAAAAAAACACCAUCACUUUCGAGUGCAGUAUCACUCCCACUCCCACCACUGUCCAUGGUUUAUACUAGUUCCAAAAAGUUUUCCAUCAUAGACUUGGAAGUCUUGCCUAUGUCAUUGUUGUAGGACCCCUUGUAAACAGCUGCUACACGCCUACGCGUGUAUGACCAUUCCCUUGUCCAUGACUAGCUGGUGUGUCAAGCAGUCAAGCUGCUGUCCUUGACAGGAGUAUUCUGCCAUUAGAUGAUGGGUGUUACAUAACAACCUACCUUGCUGCCUAUGAGCUUUUUUCAUCCACCUUACAUGCCAGAGCUAGCUUGUUUCGCAAAGAUUGCUCUUGUUCUACUAGGGUGAUACAUCUGUAUGACUGUAGCAAAGCAGUCUGGUGUGGUCACUAGUCCUGGAAGGAAGCAGCCAAGAAGAGAGAAAAUGGACAUCGCGAAGCUUGCAGGGGUUGAUGCAGUCAAGCUUGUCGUCAUGAUUGUGCAGGCAGCUCGGACUGCUCGUCAUAACAAGAAGACCUGCCAGCAGCUUGCUCAGCAUGUGCAAAUAAUUGGUGAUCUGCUGAGGAAGUUGCAGGCUUCAGAGAUGAUGCAACAACCAGAGAUCAGGAAUGGACUGAACGAGCUCGAGCAGAUCCUACGUGACGCAUACAUGCUUGUCACGUCCUGCCAAAACAACAACUAUGUAUACCAUCUUUUCAUGAGCGGGAGGCAGGCAGAUCAGUUCCGAGUUCUGCAGAAUAGAUUGAACUCAUGUCUCCAAGUUUUCCCACUGAUCAGCCAUAUCGACACCGCAGAUCGCCUGGACCAAAUUCUAGAAAUCAUACGGCCUCCACAUUUGCAGGCUGUAAGAGAGGUGCCAAGACUGUUUGCAGGUUGCUCAUCCUGUGAUACAAGUUUUCUAUUUCAAAGAGAUAAUUUGGUGAAAGGUCCAUGCAAACAAUAUAGAACUUCCAACCUUUCUGGUAAUAUCAAAAGAUUAACUUUUCUUUACUUUUGCGAGAAAAAAAGAUUUAUUUUUCUGUAUUGCAAUGACAGGACUGAAGUAUAUCGUGAAGUUAAAAAGCGCUCUAUCCAAAUGAAUUGUGCUGAGGCACUCAAAUUCAGUUUAGCCCAGUUGGUUGAUGCUACAAACAACUUCUCCGAUGAGAAUAAAAUUGGACAAGGUAGCUUUGGUUGUGUGUACAAGGGUCAACUGCAUGACGGGCACGUGGUUGCUGUCAAGAAAUGUUUUGAUUUACCUUCUUCACAUAAUCAACUGGAUGUCCAAGAUUUGGAGUUUCAAAACGAGAUUUACUUUCUUACGAAGCUUCAGCAUACCAAUAUUGUUAAGCUUCUUGGAGACUGUAUGCAGGGAAGUGAUAGGAUUUUGGUCUACGAGUAUAUGUUGAAUGGAAGCCUCGAUACCUUUAUCUUUGGUCCUACAUCAAGAAGCUUGUAUCUGGACUGGCCUGCAUGCUCUCAGAUAAUUAAAGGGGUAUCUGAGGGAUUGCUUUACCUUCAUAAGCACUGUGGACUACAUGUUAUACAUGGAGAUUUAAAGCCAAGCAACAUUCUCUUGGACUCGAACAUGCAUCCCAAGAUUUCUGAUUUUGGCUUGGCAAGAACAUAUAGUCCAGGUGCAGAGGAAGAGUUUGCCGACCGCAUGGUGGGGUCAAUUGGUUUCACUGCUCCAGAAUGUCGGGAAAGACGUCUUUUCUCAAUCAAAUCAGAUAUAUAUGGCUUCGGAGCAUUGCUUCUUGAGAUAAUAAGUGGACACAGAUGCUUUUCACUUGCAAGUGGAGAAUCUGGAGAUGAUCAUGGAUUUCUGAAUAGGAGGGCCUGGCAUUUAUGGAGAGCAGGAAGAUUGAUCAAGCUUGUCGGUGCACCCCUAGGCGAUGAAUCUGAGACUGAGAGGACAGACAUACUUAGAUGCAUCCACAUAGCAUUGCUGUGUGUCGAAGAGAACCCUGCAAACCGGCCUACCAUGCAGGAGGUUGUUCUGAUGCUCAGCUGCCAGGAUGUUACACUGCCUACGCCUCAGCGACCAGCUUACCUCAGGACUGAAAUGAAAUGAUGCGCGUACACUAAUACUCCCUCCAUCCUAAAUUAUUAGUCAUUUUGGCUUUUCUAAAUGCAUAAUUUUUGUCAUGCAUGGAAAUAUAUAUCAUGUCUAGAUGCAUAGUAAAAUCAAUGUAUUUAUAAAAGCCAAAACGACUAAUAAUUUGAAACGGAGGGAGUAGGUCAUAGCACGGGCCAAGCUGCUAGUGUAUUGAAAGAGCAUGACAAUGUUUGGUCUGAUAAUAUAUUUUCGUCUUGGUUUGUUUCAUGCAUAUGAACCAAAUUUGAAGAUCCCCUGAAAUCCUCAAAAUCUCUGUUCAAUGGGAGAGAUAUUUCAUAAAUCA
Molecule: messenger RNA, 2800 nt
Organism: Panicum virgatum (switchgrass)
Lineage: Eukaryota; Viridiplantae; Streptophyta; Magnoliopsida; Poales; Poaceae
Product: cysteine-rich receptor-like protein kinase 10
Exons: 9
Coding region: 778-2472 (564 amino acids)
Biological process (GO): cell surface receptor signaling pathway; protein phosphorylation
Molecular function (GO): protein kinase activity; ATP binding
Source: RefSeq, a predicted model, not a curated record